CCAUCUGCAUUUGCAUGUCCUGCACCUUCAGAUGAUUUUGUCAAAUCUUUUUUUUUAAAGCUAGACAUUUAGCUAACCAGGUGGGGGCAUGGCUUGCUGGCCAUGUGAUCUCUCCGCAUGGCGACCAUUGUAUCAGGAGAAGAGCCAAAUCUGAAAGAGUUUAAUAGUUUAGCUAAACAGUUUGUCAAGUCUAAACCAUUGUUUUCUCUUACUGGUUAUUUGGUAAAUUUAAACAACUACCUGUGCUAUUUUAAGAUGAUUGAUCGAUUUAUAUUUCCAGUUAAAAUAUCAGCCACAUAAGUACAUCAUUGGUGUUUGUUGUCAAAUCUCGGUUCAUGUACAGAUUUGGAUUUAUUUGUUUUGCAAGCCAAGUACCUACUCCAUCCAUUUCUAAAUAGUUGUACAUUUAGGUUUUCCCUCUAGGUUUAUAUAAAAAUAUAUCAACAUCUAUGAUACCAAAUAAAUAAAAUAUGAACACAUAUUUCAUGAUGGAUACAGUGGAGCCAAUUUGGUGUUGUAAAUCUUGGUAUGUUUUCUACAAAAAUGGUCAGACUUAGAGAAUUUUGACUUAGGACAAACCUAAAUUUAGGACAUUAAAACUGAGCAGUCUAGGAGAUCUCUCAUGCAUCCACUCUCCUGAGCCGCCCGAUCGUGUUUGGAUCAAUCCCUACCCAUCGGAUCUCUCCUUAGUUCCCGCUAAUUGGGCCGUAUGUGCUAAAUGACUGCUAUUCCUGUAGAAAAAUAUGUGGCCAUGUUGGCUGGGCUUUUCUCCCUCAGAAAUCCUGAAACCCAAUUAGUGUUGCCUUAACAUAGCCUAUUUCCACUUCUAGACUGACCAUGAAAAAAAUCAGACAACCAACCCAAUGCAACAGAUUCGACGAAUUUAUCAGGAACGCGGCAUCCCCAAUAUCUUCAAAAUAAUUAGAACUCACAUUUUCCACUAUGAACUGAUAUUCAUCUCUUACAUUUGCUGACAAACUUUUACUUCAUUUCAUAUACUCCAUAUAUUUGCAUCAUUACUAUCAUUCUGUCGUCGAAAUUGAUGGGCGCGGCACCUCGUGUCGUCGUGAUCUAGUACUAUUUAAAAACGAGGGAGUGGUUCAAUAUGGUGCCUUCUUUCUCUCCCAGAAAAAAGCCUUUGCACAUACAGUACUAAGAGACAGUGGCAAAAAAUAACCCUUUUUAAUGUACACGCCCCUUGUGGUUCUAGAAGUCUGCAAAUCGAUCCACAUGUGAUCCACUGUUGACAGUUUACUUGACAUUUAUGUUUACGGACACCAUUUUUUUUUCUAAAUCGAGGGCUUAGUUAAACCUAUGUAGAGUCAAAGGCGGAGGAGCCUAUGGCCAUGUGCCUGAGCAUCUGAUCUGCAUCUCGCUGGCCGUGCUGUAGGAUUAAACAAGCGCUCUUUUUUGAAACCACAAAAGAAGUGCGUUCUUGAUUCUUGAGCACUGAUUUGGUGCCUUAGAAUAACAAUUCUUGCAUAAAUUCCAUGUACUUCUGAAGAUGGGGAAGAAAUAACUGCUGGGGCGAAAACCAUGUGCCUGAUGCAGAAAAAUGGCAACUAUCAUGAAGAGCAUCCCGACGUACGCCUAUAUAUACGUAGCAGCUUCCUGUUAGGAUCCUCCACCCCUCCCAGCAUCUCUGUACUUGCAAAUCCAGGCGUUGAGGUAGCAAAGCCUAGUUGCUUAGCACUAAGGAUUCCAUACAUACAUGGAGUUUCUAGGCUUGCUAGCUCUUUCUGUUGCCGCCAUGCUUGGAGUUGUCGCCGGCAACGACUCAACCUGGAGCAGUGGCCGCGCCACGUUCUAUGGCGGCACCGACGCCUCUGGGACAAUGGGAGGAGCGUGUGGGUACGGCAACAUGUUCAGCGCAGGGUACGGGACGAACACGGCAGCACUGAGCACAGCGUUGUUCAACAACGGGCAAAGCUGCGGUGCAUGCUUCGAGAUCCGCUGUGCCGGUGGGGGCAGCUGCCUAUCGGGCUCCGUGGUCGUAACGGCCACCAACCUCUGCCCGCCCAACUACGGGCUCCCCAACAAUGACGGCGGGUGGUGCAACCCACCGCAGUCGCACUUCGACAUGGCCCAGCCCGUGUUCACACAGAUCGCCCAGUUCCGUGCCGGCGUCGUGCCCGUCCAGUACAGAAGAGUGGCGUGUGUCAAGCAGGGUGGCAUCCGGUUCACCGUCACCGGCCACUCCUACUUCAACCUGGUGCUCAUAGCCAAUGUUGCCGGUGCCGGUGACCUGAAGGCAGUGUGGGUGAAGUCUCCCAAGACAGGGUGGCUGCCCAUGAGCCACAACUGGGGUGCCAACUGGCAGAACGGUGCUAUGCUCGACGGCCAGCCACUGUCGUUCCGGGUCACCACGAGCGACGACCGGACCAUCACCUCGACCAAUGUGGCGCCUGCCGGCUGGAGCUUCGGCCAGACCUACUCCGGUGGCCAGUUCUAGCCGGUCGGCCAGCCGUGCAGAUUCCUUUUUUAGUUUCUCAGUUUGUCUGUCGCCGGAGGAUGGCUCUGUUUUGAAGUGGCCGUCCUCUGAGUGGCAGGACCUGUUUCGCUGGCUACCAUUUUUGCUCCCCGCGAGGCAUGUUCUGAUGUUCACAAUCGCCGGUCAGGCGUUUUUACCCUAAGUAGGCGCAUUAUGCAGGUAUGUUCUUUAGGUUUGUACUCGGGAAAUUAAGUAAUGGCUGGCAGUGGAGACGAGCACAAUGACUGGUCACCCGCCCAUGGGAUCAAACCGAUGGCUAUGUAUCUUUGCAUUCUAAAAUUAAUGGAAUGUGUUGGGAGUUUGAAAGAA
This is a messenger RNA of Brachypodium distachyon (stiff brome), 2800 nucleotides long. Its product is annotated as expansin-A11. The record is from RefSeq and is a predicted model, not a curated record. Gene Ontology annotation, cellular component: extracellular region. The transcript is spliced from 5 exons. Lineage: Eukaryota; Viridiplantae; Streptophyta; Magnoliopsida; Poales; Poaceae. Gene Ontology annotation, biological process: plant-type cell wall organization. Bases 1712 to 2452 code for a protein of 246 amino acids.